This is a messenger RNA of Pseudomyrmex gracilis, 4611 nucleotides long. It is a transcript of the gene l(3)mbt, whose product is annotated as lethal(3)malignant brain tumor-like protein 3. The record is from RefSeq and is a predicted model, not a curated record. Gene Ontology annotation, cellular component: nucleus. The transcript is spliced from 16 exons. Lineage: Eukaryota; Metazoa; Arthropoda; Insecta; Hymenoptera; Formicidae. The coding region runs from base 606 to 4322 and encodes 1238 amino acids. Gene Ontology annotation, molecular function: protein binding; zinc ion binding; sequence-specific DNA binding. Gene Ontology annotation, biological process: regulation of DNA-templated transcription.
GAUUGAGACGCACGGGAUAGACGGCUCGAACGCUUCAAAAGAUGUGCAAAAAUUUUUGUUAAAAGUGUGUGAGCUAUGUGGUGAUUUGUUUACAGUUUCGUGGACGGCAAAACGUCAAUCGUGCGCGAUUGGGUUCACGCGAACGGCAACGAUCGCGUUCGUAAAACCGUACGCGAAUCUAUUAUUCGGGCGAAAAGUACCGUACGUGCGCGCGGUGUCGUCAAGUCUCAUCAAUGAGUGGAUACCGUGCGAUUCGCAAAAUCGCUUGAAACGGCAUGCCCGUGACUACGUGCACGCAUUUUCACGCACCCGCCGAUGUAUCUCUUCGUCCGCGACACGCAAAACCCGUCGAAGUCUCGUUCACGAUGAAUUUCAAAGCGUGAAAUGCGGGAAACGUGAUUGUCGUGAUAUUUGUUCCACAAUAAUUCGGCGCGCCAUUUAAACGCGCUCUGCUCCUUCACCGUUUUCUGAUGCGAAUAUUCACUGAACGUUUUUGACACGCGUGAACUCUUACUUUUGUGACACGUUGCACGAGUGUUCGCGCUUUUACAAACGAGGAAUUUUUUCGAUUCCCCGAUAAUUAUGUAACUAGUUGCGACUUCGAUAUGUUGAUGAUGAAUACUAUGUCCACUAGAAUGGAAGAAGAAAUAGUAGUUGAUGACAUAGAUGAAACCAGUACUGCGGAUUGUACGCAGCAGGCGGAUGAAACAGCACCAGUAAUGCCUUUACUAUACAUUCAGCAAAAUAAAGUCCAUACAACACAGUCAGGCAAUCCGAAACAAACUCUUGUUUCACCUAAUACCCAACUUGCCAUUAUUAAUCCAGUUAAUAAUCAGAUUGUAAGUGGACAAAAUAAAGUCUUUAUACAAGGAACAGGGCAGGGAACUACUGCACAAAAUAAACAGCAUAUUGUCAUUCAUCGACCAAUAAAUACUGUGAACACUGCUGUGACUGCACAGACUCAAAAACACAUACUAUUUCGAAAAUCGAAUACAUCUACUGCUCAGAUAGUGCCCUUGAACUCAAAUCAGGGAAAUCAAGUGAAUGCAUCAGGAAAACAUACAAUUGCGUAUGUGGGUACCUUUCUCAAAUCUAACAAAUCACGGGAGUCUGUCGUCAUACCUGCAGGAGCUCUGACGACGACGCAAAUAAAUAAGCCAAAAUUUGUAAUCGCCCCAGUAAUAUCUCAGCUAGCUCAAACAUCGACGAGUACUACAAGUGGCUCUCAGAGCCAAUCAACUAAACACAUGACGAAUUUAUUGUUGCCAGUAAACAUUCCCCAGCAGAGUGGCAAUGCAAAAUCUGGGAUGUAUAACUUAAAAAUUAAUAACGGUCAAAUUAAUACAGAAAGCAAAGGAACUAUAACAGUGUUACGUGAAUCGAAAACAACAAAUUCAGCAACACAUCCUCCGCCGUUGCACCCAAUAGCGAAAAUGAGUCUAUUAAAUGCAAAUAAAAGCAAUUCCAAUUCUAUAGAUAGUAUAAAAAUUACUGAAAAUCCAGACUCGGCUGUUAUUACGCCUAUUCCAAAAAAGGAAGACAUUCAGCCGGAGAAACGCAAAAAGAUGAUUAGUAAUAUAUUGCGAAAUUCUACCGAGAAACGAAUGAGAAAGCAAACGAUGCCAAAAUCACCUCAGGACAGUCUGAACGACGCCAAUUAUGCAUUAAAUAGUCCGGAUUGUGAUCAAGAUAAAGAUAAAAAAGUUCCAAAUGAUGACGAUAUUACAUUGAUCAAAGUUGUAGCUAGCGAAGAUAAAACACCGAGUCUUAACGCGAACGUGGAUGAUGAUAUAAAAAUAGAAAUAAUCAAAACUCCCACGAAUGUCGAAAUGUCAGACAAUAAGAAUGAAACGAAGAGUAAUAAUUGCGACGAGACGAAAGAACAGUUGAAUCAGAAUAGUAAUAAUUUCGAUGCGACUAAAGUUUUAGAUUGGAAGGAUGGUGUUGGAACUUUACCUGGAAGUACUUUACAGUUCCGCAUGAAUGAAUUCGGCAUCAUGGAAGUGGUCGAUGAAGACGAGAACAAUAAACAGAACAAGGAUGGUAUUGGUGACAAAGAAAAUAUGUGUUUGUCGCAAAAUUCUUCGAAAACCAAUCCGGGAACCGUCAAUAAUGCUAAUGUGGAUAAAAAAGCUGAUGACAGAAAACCUAGGCCAGUUGAGUCGGACACGUUGUAUCAUUGUGAAGGUUGCGGAUGUUACGGUAUGGCCGUUGAAUUCGAGAGUCCGAUAUCCUGUAGCCCCUCUUGUACCGAAAUCAUCGAGUCUAGAAAGCAAUCUAUAACUCGAAAGGAGAAGGAAUUGAAAGAGGUACGCAAAAAGAAACGAAAAAGAUUAUUAGAGCCACAAUGGUCGAAAGAAAUAGAUGAGAAGUCUGACGAUAAGACGCAAGAUAAGGCAAAGUCGGAGACAGACGAAGAAAAAGAUACAAUGGCAAGUAUAGUAGACGAGGAGAGUCAAGGAGAUUCAUCGGAAUCAAAGUAUCCUUGGCAAAAAGGAAAACAGGGUUUCUCAUGGCCGAAGUAUCUCGAUCAUUGUAAGGCGAAAGCGGCGCCUGUAAAAUUGUUUAAAGAUCCUUUCCCUUAUAUUAAAAAUCAAUUUCGAGUGGGAAUGAAAUUAGAAGGUAUAGAUCCAGAACAUCCUUCUCAUUAUUGUGUUUUAACCAUCGUCGAGGUUGUAGGUUAUCGAAUGCGUCUACGCUUUGAUGGUUAUCCGGAAAAUUACGAUUUCUGGGUAAAUGCAGACAGCUUGAAUAUAUUCCCUGCUGGUUGGGCCGAAAAGAAUGGAAAAAAACUGGAUCCGCCAAGAGGUUACACGUCUGGCAGUUUUAACUGGAAUGCCUAUUUAAAGUUGAGCAAGGCGUCUGCGGCAGCGAAAAAUAUAUUUCCGAAUAAAAGCAUACUUCAAACUGUUUUUCCUACUUGCUUUCGAGUUGGUAUGAAGCUCGAGGCGAUAGAUCGGAAACAUUCGUCGCAACUUUGUGUUGCCAGUAUAGCAGGUUUAAUGGACUCGCGUAUAUUAGUUCAUUUUGAUUCUUGGGAUGAAGUGUAUGAUUAUUGGGCUGAUGCCAGUUCGCCAUACAUUCAUCCUGUAGGAUGGUCUCAUCACAAUGGAGUUCUUUUGAUGCCACCAAAUAAUUACAAGGAUUCUAAAUCUUUCACAUGGGACGCGUAUCUCAGAGAGACUGGUUCAGUGGCCGCACCAUCUAGAGCGUUUAAGCAACGACCACCUUGUGCGUUCAAACGCGGUAUGAAACUGGAGGCCGUGGACAAACGAGUACCACAGUUAAUCAGAGUGGCAACAGUCGAGGAUGUGAAAAAUCACUUGUUGAAGAUAAGAUUCGACGGUUGGCCCGACUGUUAUUCUUACUGGGUUGAUGAUGAUUCUUCCGACAUUCAUCCUGCAGGCUGGUGUACAAAAACUGGUCACCCGUUAGAACCACCACUUACUCCUGAGAAUCUGAACGAUCGACCGGAAUGUGGCACGUAUGGCUGUCGAGGUAUAGGAAAUGUAAAGGGACCUAAGUACGCGACACAUAAUUCAGCGUCCGGAUGCCCUUAUUCACCUCAGAACUUGAAUAAAACUGGACAGAUGCCUUAUAGACUUAGUCUGGCAAAAUAUGAAGCAUACGACUUCGAAGACGAAAUAUCAAACAAAUUAGAAAAGACUGACAAAAAAGUGGACAAAAAUAGCAAAUCUUUGUUCUCAGAUGACAGAGUAGUAAUAAAUGAAAAAGAGAUUAAACAAGAAGAUGGAGGAGAUUUGUCCGAUAAGAACGACAGAUCCGAAAAUAGAUCGGAACAUUCAGAGAAAUCCAGCAAAUCAAAGAAUAGUGACGGACAAACUGACGAUGACGACGUUUUGAGAAAACGGAAGAAAAGACGCAUGAACUCGGACGAGCCUUUAUAUUCUGUCUCUAACACCUCGUAUGGUGAAAAUCUAAGCUGGAAUCCUGUUCAGUACGCCGCUAACAUACCAGACAAGCAAUUGCGUAAAGAACUAUAUCAGUCUGUAUAUAAUCCUGGAUAUGAUCCAUCGCCGAACGCGCCACAUGUAUGGGCGAAACAUAGUAACGCAUUAAACAGAGUGGUAGUGAGACAGACCACGAAUCCACGACGAUGGUCUAAUGAAGAAGUAAUUAAAUUUGUACAAAGUCUGCCUAACUGUCUAGAGACAGGAAAUAUUUUUAGGCAAAAUAACAUCGACGGCGAGGCGUUUUUAAUGUUAACACAAGAAGAUCUGGUGUCGGUAUUGCGUCUACGGCUUGGACCUGCGAUUAAGUUGUAUAAUAGUAUAGUUUUAUUACGUCAAAAAGCAUCAUAAUGUUGCACAAUUGCUACACGCAAGAAAAAAAAACCAUAUACCAAUGACUGGCGAAUCGAAUAAUAUGGCAGCUAGAUGUAUAACGAUUUCGCCUAUUUAUUUACAAUAAUUAUUAUUAGGAAUAUAUUUUUCACCAGAAAAUUCAGUGAGACAGAAGAGAAAGGUGAACAAUUGUUCGUAAAUAUAUCAAGUUGAAAAUGAUAUGUCUAAACCACCGUAACACCUUGUCUUUUAAAUUGACAUCAGAAAGAAGCAUAGUAAAAGUGAAAAAAAAAAAACAAAAAAAAAA